Plasmodium fragile is the source of this 7068-nucleotide messenger RNA. RefSeq lists its product as uncharacterized. The transcript has a single exon. Lineage: Eukaryota; Apicomplexa; Aconoidasida; Haemosporida; Plasmodiidae. The record is from RefSeq and is a predicted model, not a curated record. Bases 1 to 7068 code for a protein of 2355 amino acids.
AUGUCAAGCGAAAAAAAAGGCAGUAAGAUUCACGUGUUUGUCAUAAAUGAUGUGAAGAAUGAGGAGUGGGAGAAGGAGGAGCUCGACGAUACGUACAACGCCGAUGGUGAUGACACACCUAAAGGAGGCAGUCCCAAUGAUGAGGAUGGCGUCGGGGGAGAUAAGCAGAAGGUAAUAAACUCAAAAAAGAAUAAAAAAAAGGAAAUCAUAAGACACAAAAUGUACCACCCUCAGGUCAAAAUUGUAAAAGUCAGUUGUGGAAAAUCCAUCAUUGGGUUUCUCUCAGUAGUAGGAAAAAUAUACUGUUGGCAAUUGAAUGGUUUUGAAGACUUUGAUAAAAAUGUACCCUACCUUUUAGUAGAUCCUGUUUUAAAAAAUAAAAUAAUUUACGAUGUGAGCAGUGGAGAUAGCCACAUUGCCUUUAUAUCGAAAGAGGGAGAUUUGUUCACGUAUGGGGAUAACACCUAUGGGCAGUUGGGCAAAGGGGAUGAUACUGCGUUUGAUUGUGAGGAUGGGUUAGGAUCUACCCGGGAUUGCACACCAGAUUCUACUUCAGAAACGGUCCAUUCGUUUUCCACGUUGCAAAAAGACGUGGGAGAGUCUAGCAACCCUGAAGAGGUAGGCACCAGAACGAAAAAGAAAAAACAUGAAGUGAACAGAGUGCACAAAGUAGAUGUAGAAAAUAACAUCGUCAAAUAUGUCUACUCAAGGGAUAGGUACACCCUAUAUCUGACCAUCGACGGGUUGUUGUAUGGGUUCGGUUUGAUAAACGAGAAUUUCAUCCAGGGUGAAAAAAAUAAAGACAUGAGGAAAAAAAUACUAACAAAGCCAUGUCUGAUCGAUACAAAUAAUAUAGCUUUUAAAAAGAUUGCCAUUGGAAAUGAUUUCAUCCUGGGAAUCAGUUUUAACAACUUACUCUAUUCCUGGGGGGACAACACCAAUGGUGUACUUGGAUUCGAUGACUGUGCAGAGAGUCACGAACCCAAAUUAGUUGACAGCCUCAAGAACGUAACUUAUGUGAGUGCCGGAAAGGUAAGUCUUUGCAAAACGAUGGAAGACGAUUUGUAUAUUUGGGGAGGGACCUACGGAUGCAAACCUAGUAUGGUCAAAAAUAAAUUCAGCCAAAUGAUUAUUAACAAAAAUUUUAUCAUUGGCUUGUGUGCAAAGAAAAACAUCUGGGUAAAAAAAAUUGAUACGCUUUCCCAUGGCUACUACAUUAACAAUUUAAAAAUAGACUUGCUUUGUUCCUACGACAAUUUGAUCAUUGGUGUGGAGAAUCAUGCGGAGGGGGAAGUAGAACCCGUUCACGCAGAUGCAAAGCUAGCUAUUGAGAGCGGGUCGAUAGGGAAAGGAAAAGGCGAAGGGGAUGAACUGAACUACGCUGCAGAUAAUGAUGAAGCAUGUAACGGUGUGGACGUAGCAGACGAUGCGCAUGGUAGGGAAGCCCAUUUGACUGGUGGAAAUGUCCCCCCUCAGCAAGGAAAGGGCGCCGAUCAGGCAGGCUCCCCGAAUGACAUCCCCGUGAGCACAGUGCCUACCGAGGGGAAAGUGCCCCCCUCAGACGUGAAACAGGACGUCGCUGAAAAAUGUGAUGCACAGGGGGAUAAUGAGGAUAGCUGCCCAAAUGAACACCUCACAGGGGAAGAAGCAAAAUCGAAUGGCAUCCCCCAGGUAGGAUCAAAGUCUGGUUCCGCUAACACGAAUCAAUUCGAGUGUGACGGGAUGACCAACAGUGAUGCCCCCAAAGUUGACUCAACAAAUGGAUCUUAUUACACCGAGACAAAGUCUCACUCAUGGAACUCGAAGGAGAAUACAACCCAUGAGACAGAUCCAGAGGGAAACACCUACCACAAAUUGAUAGAUGCAGAACGGGAAGAGGAAGAUUAUUCUUAUGGAGACUACGAUGAUGACGAAGGGCACUUUUUAGCAACCAACUUUUAUGGAAAGCCAGAAAUUGCCAACCAGAGUGAUGUGGGUGCAGGGAUAACCACCAACACGACAGCCAAAGGAAAGGAAAAAGUGAAUUUAAAAUCAGCACUUAAAAAAUUCCCUAGCAGUGAGAGACUUAAAAAGAGUGUUUCCUUUUCGAAUUACGUUUACGACUUUGCCAAGAGCAACUACGAACUGAUGAGUGGAGUGUCCAGCGGCGAGGAGACGGAAGCGACGGACGCGAUGAACCCCUCUUCCAUUUUCCAAUAUGACGCCCCACGUGGAAGAGAAGCAAUCGGGUCAGAAUGUGUCAACGCACAUGUGGGGGCCAAUAAUGCAGCGACAACAACCCAUCCCCCAGAUGAGGACAUUUUUGUGCACUGUCUUGAAAAAAUUCCAAAUAUGAAUCCUUCGGAGGAUAAAUUGAAUAGCCAGUUCAUUUGGGAUGACCCCCCACAGGAAUGCACACCUCAGGAGACUUCGUUAAAUGAAGAGUGGGACAAAGGUAUCGCUGGACAGACGAUAGGUGGCGAAGUAAAAAUGUAUGUGGGAAGUCUGCACAAGGAAGAGGAGUUAACAGGAGACAAAAAAUAUGUGUCACCCCUUAUCAAUGACUCUAAUAAAAUUGGACCAAUGGAAAAUUUCCCCAGCGACAGUGACCAAACCGGCUCCACUAAAAGGGGAGGUGCAAUCGACGAGGAGCACAGUUAUAACGUAGGGGGACACAAAGGAGGAUUCACAUUUGAUGGAAGCAAGUGGGGAAGUGGGUUCGACUGGAAUGGAAGCGGCAAAAACGCAGACAACUUCGGCGCGAAACUGUUCCUACGAAGUGGCGACAAGAAUGGGAAGACAGAUGCAGGGUCCCUUACCUCCACCGUGAACAUUUCAUUAAGGAAAAAAAAUCAUGUGUGUGCAAAAUGGAAAGCUCUACAAAAAAGGAAACAAUUGAAAAUAAAAUACCAUAUAUAUAAAAAAGUAAAAUGUGGCUUAAAAAAAAAAAUGCUGAAAGUUGAAAAUGACAUACACCCUAUUGGCACAAAACUAACCCUACUGCAUCCCUCCCAAGUGAAACGCAAAAAAAUGACCAAGCUGAAAAGGACACCUGCCCAGUUUAAGGAAGAACAAAAGGACCAUGAUAAUGUAGACUCCCCUUUUGUAGAAAGUAAUCAUGUAAAUGGUACGAAUGCGAUUCUCCCCUCAGACAUUUGCCAAUGCUGUGGUGGUCGCUCCACCCAUAGUGUAAACUUACAAGUGGUUAUGAAGAAAGACAGUACGUAUAAGAAGGGAGAUGCAGGAGGUAUCCCACUGGAAGAUAGCUGCACAAAAAAGAAGACAACCUCCAUGUCGGUGAAUAAAAAAGCUUCCAUCUGUGAGAAUAACCCCUCUGUGAAGGACAAAAACAAGAAAAAAAGUCUCAACUCUGAAAAUGGAACAAAAAUGAAAACGAGCAAAACGGGGAAGAAGCAAGUCUUGUCGAGGAGCAAGGAUAAAUCUGUGUGCAGUAACAAAAGUUGUGCUUCCAAGGGGGGACCAUUUUGCAUAACCUGUACUGAUCAACAUGAUGAAAGAGGUACAAAUGCAAAAGUGAAUGUGGAGUGUAUGAAACAACCUGGGGAGGGAGCAAAGAACACGCAAGACGCUUCUAUCCCAUUAGGAUUCUCUCAUCCAAUUAUGAAUGUGCAAAAUUGCUCCGUUAGUAGAUGUAGAAUGGAUAGUUGUGACAAAAAUACUUCUUGUGGUCAACAUUUCCCUCCAAAGAGAAGCAUAAGUGCGGGGGGUGCCAACCCAAGGGGUGGCGAAGGGUGCGAGUCGUGCGAAGGGAAUGUGGAUAUGAAGCUGUGCAGGAAGACACAGGGCGUUAAAAAGGACACAAGCAGGUGCCACAGCGAGGGGGAAAUGGUUACUCGUUCGUGUAGUGAGGUGGUGAAGAAAAGAAGCGAUAAGCAAAAGGGUGGUAAACUUCCAGGGGAGAAAAAAACACACCCAUUGGGGGGAAGCCACGUGGCACGAAUAGAGUACACGAGCGACCAAGAUUUGUGCAACUACCACGGAGGAGACAAUGCGCUAGAGGCAAACUCACAAAUGGUGCUCCACGAUAAUACGGCGCACACACAUGUCGAGGCAGGAGGAAAUGUACGCACGUCCCCCAAGAAGAAAUUGAAAAGGAGGACAAGUGAAGGGGCCCUAUGUCUUUAUAAUCGAUGUGGGUCAAAUGACACAAAGGUGGCAGUCCCCAAGAAAGGGAAGCAAAAUGGAAGCGGAGAGACGCUCACCACGUCUAGUAAUGACCCCGUGAGUAACUGCAAUAGGAAAAUUGGCACACGAAGUGGGUCGAAGGGAAGAGCGAAAGGUGGAAAAAUGACCCAGGCCGAGGAAGAACAAGACAUUGCGUGCGAUGAUGAAGAGGAGGGGAAGAAGAAACAAAAAAGAAGUACAACUACCAAGAAACUAAUAAGUGUCGACUCGAAUGAAAGCAACGGAAGGGAUGUUCUUAAAAAAUUGGGCAGACAAAUCAGACGCAUGAAAAACGACAUUGCUGUGGAUAAGGGCUCAGGUAAAGGUGAAAGGGGAGGAAAAGGCAGAGUGCUGAAGGGUGAGGGAGGAUACACAGGUGAAAUUGAACUCAUCGACGAGGAUUACUCCCGCAACGCAAACAAGGAGUGUGAUGUGUUGUUCCACAAGUUGAGGGGAAAACUACGUGGUGAUCAUGCAGACGCAGAGACAACCCUCCUCGGGAAGGAAAAAAAACGCAUGAAGAAACUGCUCAAAGAUGUGCAAUACAUUUAUGAAGAGUACAAAUAUAUUAAAAAAGAAAAAGAAGAAAAUGAAAAAAAAAAAAACUACUUAAAAAAGGUGUUGGAAAAUACGGUUAUGAAAACGAACCAAGUAAUUAGAUUGAACAAAAAUUCAUUUCAAGUUUAUAUCGACAAAAUGAGAAAAGAAAAUUUAUUUUUAAAAAAUGAAUUAGAUGAAGAAUCUCACCAGCAUCACUAUGACCUGCAGCAGCUAGCCAACAAAAUUACACACUUGGAAAAAGUGAAAGAUAUUAUUUCGAAGCAGAAUGAGGAAUUCACCAAAAGGAACAUGACUCUAACAAUUGAAUGUGAGAAAUACAAAAGGGAGGAAGUCGAAAUGAGAAAUGCUGUAGAUAAUUAUAAACAGAAUUUGGAAAAUGAAAAAAAAAAAAAAAAAUAUAUUUUACGCAAAAUUGAACAUUCUUUGAAGAGUUGGGAAACGGAGUACAACGAGCUGAAAGACAAAUACAACUCGAUGAAGGCACAGAACGAGGAGCUGCUCAAGCGUAGCGACGAAUUGGCAAAGCGGAACGAUGACCUGGUGCAGAGAAAUGAUGACUUGGCGGACAGAAACGACGAUUUGGCGGAGAGAAACGAACAGCUACGUGAAGAAGCCCGCGCAUUGCGGCGAGAACUGAACGCCAUGAAAGAGCUAUUCAGCGGGAACAGCGCCCAAGUUGACGCCUUAAGUGCGAAGGGGAGCCUAUUGAAAAGGGACACAACUUCUGCUCUUGCUACCGCUACUAACGCUACUAACGCUACUACCGCUACUACCGCUACUACUAACAAUAGUGCGUUAGAAGACCUCUCCAUUUACAGCAGCAGCGGCGGUAACGCCAAACGGACGCAUGGCACACAUCCGCUUAGUCAUAAACCCCGAGAACAAAAUAAGUCAAGACACACGGAAGAGAAACAAGUGUUGCAUUUAGAACAAGGGAGCACCCCAAAAAGGGAAACGUUAUCAACCCAUUUUGCAAUAUUAAAGGAUAAGUUAAAACAAAGGUGGAAGACCUCAAAGCAGGACGAUUUUCUAGCCGAUCCCAUCCUUGAGGGGAUAGUUCAAAUGGCUCUUAAACAUUUGGAGGGACAAAAUGAAGCAAGGGGUAGUGAGGAGUUGACGCCAAGCAACCUACAUCUGAGUACACUACAUGCGAAUGGGGAAGAUACUAACGCGUCAGCUAACAUGGUAAACACAACUCGUGCGGAUGAAGCGGCCAAUUCUGAAAACAGCGCCAAUCGGGAGAGUAGUGCCACCCCCCGCGGAGGGGAAGACCACCAAAACGAAAAUUUAGAGAAGGCCGUGAUGGAAGAGAUGGAAGAAACAAUGACGUCCCUUAAAGCAAUAAAGGGAAAUUACACACACGACAAUGAAGGGGAGGCUACCACACAGCAAGUGCAAGGGAACCAUUUUCCGAGCAACGAAACUACAGAGUCGAAAACGGGUACCUAUGACACGUUGUCCAGUGAAAUGCAUGUGGACUCGGACGAUAGCGUCGCUUCCCAAACGAGCAUGCGAGAGGGGGAGUUGGACACAGAAAAGAAGAAUUCUACAAAAGCGGAGGCACAAAAAUGGGUCACUCAUAAGAUGAAUUACACCUCUGCAGAUCUCACCGAAUUGACACACACAACGCAUAAUGUUGCACACUCCGAUUUGGCGAACGGGACGAACGGAGCGAAUGGAGGGAACGCACCCAGUGGGGUGGUAGAGUGGGGCGACGACGAUGGAGAAGCAAGCCAAACGGAUGAGCGACAUAUGGUACACCAACCCCUGGAAAGGAAGAAAAAAAAAAAAAAAAAAAAAAAACUUCACAGUGCUACGGAUAGCUAUAACGAUGGAGAAACGGAUGAGACGAAUGAACACCCCUUCGAUGAGCGCCUCUUAAAAACGAAAAUUCGAGGCCUCAACGAGAAGAGCGCUGCCAAGGGGGAGGGUGUAACCGCGUCCACUUCACCAUCGAACGAGGUGACCACAAAGGCCCUUGCAAAAAAGAACACACAAUUAAAGGAAAUUCAAAAGAACGAUUUUCUUCUGCUCCAUGAUGCGAACAGCAUAAAUAAAAAUAAUACAUUUGACCCAGUUGCCACAGCGAACGAUGCUGCGACCGAAAGGAAGAAGGUGGUCCAUGGUGGCGAUGGUAAAAUUGUAAAGCGCGCGAUUACUGAUGCUGUGCACAAGCAGAGUGGGCCAGCUGACAAUUCGAAGGAGAAGAAGAAGGAACUGAAUGCCAUGCUGGAUUCCAUUUUCGAUACAUCCUCGGAUCACUCGUCCAUCAACGCAAACAUGGUGAGCAUUCAGAGCUUAAUUGAGAGCAACCUCAAAAAUAUUUUCAGCGCGCAGGAUUAG